AAACAGCAGUUCUCCCGCCCGUUCAACUACACCUCCCAGCAUCCACUGCCACCGAGGGGCUCGCGAGGACGGCUGCGAUUGGUUGGCUCCAGGUUCAAACUGAACGGCUGCCCUCCUUAUAUGGGCAGAGCUCGCGCAGCCCUUUCAUCAGGGCUCCUUAUGCUAACGACAUGCUAAUGCCCAGCUGUAUGCAGCGGUAGUAAGAGCAUGCGCAGUGCGACACGAGGACACGGCGAGGAUUCAAAGUUUUUGUUCAGUUUUUGCCUGAAGACGGACCCACAGUCAGACUAUGUUUGGCUUCCACAAGUCAAAGAUCUACCGGAGUAACGACGGCUGUUGCAUCUGCAAGACCAAGUCCUCCAGUUCACGCUUCACAGACAGCAGCCGAUAUGAAGAGACGUUCAGGCUCUGCUUUGGGCUGGCAGAGGAUCGUGUUGGAGAUAUCUGCAAUGCCUGCGUGUUACUGGUGAAGCGGUGGAAGAAGCUGCCUCAUGGUUCUAAGAAGAACUGGAACCAUGUGGUGGAUGCCAGAGCUGGGCCAGGUUUCAAGAUGACAAAACCCAAGAAGAUCAAGAACAGUGAUGGGAAGAAGAAAAGCAAGCUAAAGAAGCUCCACAAGUUAAAGAGACAAACAGACUCUGAUGCCCACAGCACCACCUCCAGUGUGUCUCCUGCCCAGUCCCCGAGUUACAGCAACCAGUCAGAUGAUGGUUCAGACAUCGAGUCCAAACAAAGACGUCCAACUCCUUCCAUCUUCUCUUUCCUGGACCGGUCCUAUUGGAAAAGGCAAAAAGUGUGCUGUGGGAUUGUCUACAAGGGGCGGUUUGGAGAGGUGAUCAUUGAUCCUCGACUUUUUAAACCCUGCUGCAGUUCCACUAAACAGACGACACUGGUCUCCACACAAGUGUCCACACACCUUCCAGACACACUUCCUCCACAGCUCCCAGAAGACGUGAAAGAAACCUGGUGAUUGCUUUUGUUGAAAAUCCUCCAAUAGGGUUGUCCAUGGCAUCCACCUGGAUUUGUCUCCAGUGGCAGACCUCUAAUCCCCACUCCCCCGUUAGAUCAGUUUGUUAGAUAUUUCUUUUCUACGUAAUUUUCCUUCUUUAAUAUGGGUAUUUUUUUAAACUUUUGUAUAGAGGUAAAUUUCUUUUUUUAUAUAAAAAGCUAAAAGGAAAAAAAAUCUUCUCAUGGGCAUUAGUGUUAUUUAUAGAAUGAUGCAACACAUUUUGUUGAGGCUCCGUUUUUGAUUCUGAAUAGUUUUUUGUUUGUUUUUUCAGAUUGUGUGAUCAAAUAUCUCGUCACUUUUUUCAUACAUAUCAAGACUGUUCCAUUUUCAUAAUUUGUCAAAUUGUAAGUGUGCAUGUGAAAGACACCAGCUAUUUCUAAUACCAGCUGUUUCGUGUGUUGGAGUGGCUCUUCAACAAGUUGCUGCGAUGUUUUGUCCUUUGUGUUUUGCUCCAUAUGUGUGAGUCUGUAGGAUUUCUAGUACACAGAGGGCUGUUGGUGACACCAGGGAUCAUUAGUACAACUGUCCUCUGAGUUGAGCUUUUAAUGUGUAUAGAUGAGAACAAAUCAUUUCUGAAGUUUUCACAUGUUAAGCAUGCCAUGAGUUUCAAACACCUUGUAAUCUGUUCAGCAGUGGGUGCACAUUGACUCAGACUGAUGUGGUUAGAUGAAGCAUGUACAUUCCUCCGCAUUUCUGGAAUGACUAAAGCGAUGUAUUUAUUUCUUUUGUUCAGCCUACAAUGAAAUGACAAUGCAUGUUGUAAAGCAAAUGCUUUUUAAAACUGAUUUUGUAAAUACAGUGUUUUGGCUCUUGGUACAUCUAAGCCCUUUUUCAAACCACUACUUCUGUAAAAAAAAACAGUUUGUGUGUCUGAACGGCACUGAAAACCCAUUUUUACGCUAAUUUAGCGAAGCUUUUAAUCACAUUUUCAUGUUUCAUUAUCUCAGGCACAUUUCACUAACGGCAUGCAAAGCUGUAGCCUAUGCUCUGCAAAAAAAUAUGUGAAAACUGCAGGAAAACUCUCGAUUGCAGCAUCAGUGAGCUGCAAUAUUCCUUUUAAUCUGUAUUUGUUCACUAAUGGCAUGCAAGGGUCAGAAAUUGAACCUACAGGAAUCACAUGAUCUGUUGUGUGGCUUCUUUACAUUUUGUAAGGCGAAUACUGUCAGAGAAAAUGUGAGAUUAUUAGCGAUGUGAUUUACUCAGAAAAAGUUCAAACUAUGCAGACAUUAUGAAUGUGAGAAGUUCUCUUGGCUUGCUGUCACUUUUGCUAUAGAAGUGUGAAGUGAUGGAUCCUUAUUCAACCAAAUUGACUUGUAAAAAGCAUCAAGUAUUUCAGCAAUAACUUUGCAUUUACCUUAUGAUUCAUAAUUGUCUCGAUGUUUAUUUCCUGUUUUAAUGUUGCUCAGAUUGCACAGUUGUAGCCAUGGUGACGUGCUUACUGUCUCUCAAAUUUAAUACUGCAUUGAAAACGGUUUUUUAUUUGCAUUAUUGUAACUAAUUCCAAACUUCAUGAAUUGACAGGCGAUGCUCUGUAAAGUUGCUUAAUAUAUAAACUUUUCUGCGGCAGGGUAGUUAAAUGCUGAACUUGUUCUAUUGUUCUUAUUAAAAGGAGAGUGCUGCUUCCUUUUAAGCUGGAAAA
This is a messenger RNA of Paralichthys olivaceus (Japanese flounder), 2648 nucleotides long. RefSeq names its product SIN3-HDAC complex associated factor, like (gene sinhcafl). Gene Ontology annotation, cellular component: Sin3-type complex. The record is from RefSeq and is a predicted model, not a curated record. NCBI's taxonomy places the organism in Eukaryota, Metazoa, Chordata, Actinopteri, Pleuronectiformes, Paralichthyidae. Gene Ontology annotation, biological process: negative regulation of cell migration.